CCUCGGGAUAAGUACCUGCUGGGGGCACGUCGGCCACAGCAGGGAAACUAGCGUGCGCCAAAAAUUACGAGCUCCUGUGACAAUACAGAAGUGACGAUGCAUGAUCAAUCUACUGUGCAUAUAUAUAAGUUUAGAACUUGCCGUCGUCCUGCCUUGUUCUUGUGCGGUUCAGUACUCUUGGGAUAUUGUGUGCGAGAUGCUUUUGAGAAGGAUGCUGUCGAAUUUGUGCGUAAGCGGGUGCUGUGCGGGUAUUAUCGACAAACGGAGGAAAAAUUCUCAUCUCUAUAUUGCGCACUAUCAUUCAUGCGUACGAAUGGCUGAAAGACACAAUACGAUAAUAUUCUCCUGCAAAGGUCAGGGAAACAUAGCAUUCGCUGUUCUCCAGCUGCAGCACAGUGACUCCAUGGAACCCAACCUGAGGAUGUAAAUGUCAUCAUAAACGAAACAAUGCGCAUUCCUGUCUACCACAAUGCACAAACGACUGCAACA
Molecule: messenger RNA, 489 nt
Organism: Laetiporus sulphureus 93-53
Lineage: Eukaryota; Fungi; Basidiomycota; Agaricomycetes; Polyporales; Laetiporaceae
Exons: 1
Coding region: 101-427 (108 amino acids)
Source: RefSeq, a predicted model, not a curated record